Messenger RNA from Alosa sapidissima (American shad), 843 nucleotides. Its product is annotated as leukocyte surface antigen CD53-like. The record is from RefSeq and is a predicted model, not a curated record. NCBI's taxonomy places the organism in Eukaryota, Metazoa, Chordata, Actinopteri, Clupeiformes, Clupeidae. The coding region runs from base 124 to 822 and encodes 232 amino acids. Gene Ontology annotation, cellular component: membrane. The transcript has 8 exons.
CUGCAGUCAAUGAAGAAGCAGAAGAGAGAGCACUCUGAGGAGGAAUACAUGAGGACAUAAGGCAGCACAGUCUAAACAAGCAGAAGCCUACACAAAGAAUAAACAAGUACUCUUUGUGGAAAUAUGAAUCGCUCCUGUGUUAACUUUCUGAAGAGAUGGAUGGUUUUUCUGCACUUACUCUGCUGGACCAGUGGGGCUUUUGUCCAGGCCUUUGGCAUAUUCGGGAUGUUUAAAUCCCAGUAUGGCUCGAUCAUCAACACCUUUAAACCGCACUACGCCUCCAACUGCCUGAUAGUGACCGGGGCCGUCGUCUGCUGCGUGUGCUACCUGGGCAUCCUGGGCUCCCUGAGGGAGAACCACUGCAUGCUCAUCUUCUUUUAUAUUCUCCUGUUCCUCUUGAUGCUGGUGGAGUUGGCUAUGGCCUGUAUCUUCCUGGUAGUUGAGAGAGAGAUCGACAGGUACUUUGAGGAUGAUUUCUUACGUGCUCUGGACACCUACAAGCAGUCACCUGACACAGGAAAUCAGACCCUGAAAAAUGAGUUUCAUGCCAUUCAGGCUAUGUUUGAAUGUUGUGGGGUCCAUGGGCCAUCAGACUGGGAUGGCCAUCCUCAGAUAUCAUGCUGCAUUGAAGACCCCUGUAACAUAUUUCCCAUUGUCCCAUGGAAAGAGGGCUGUUUUGGGAAGUUGAGGACCUGGUUUAAAAUUAACUUUCUGAGCAUCGGUGCAGGAGUUGUAUCUCAGGCCAUUCUACAGGCACUUUGCUUGUGCUUCUCUUGCCCAAUCAUGUGCAACUUCCGGAUGACUGGACGGGGAUAUAUGUGAUGGAAUCCCUCAAGAUGCCCU